Messenger RNA from Anopheles bellator, 2876 nucleotides. Its product is annotated as MICOS complex subunit Mic60. Gene Ontology annotation, cellular component: MICOS complex. Lineage: Eukaryota; Metazoa; Arthropoda; Insecta; Diptera; Culicidae. The transcript has 6 exons. Gene Ontology annotation, biological process: cristae formation. The record is from RefSeq and is a predicted model, not a curated record. The coding region runs from base 137 to 2380 and encodes 747 amino acids.
UAGGUUGCGGUGUCCGGAUCAGGUGCUGUGUGGUUCUGAGCUGGUGUAUUUCCUGCCGCUCGACGAAGGACUAAAUUGCUGAGGGUGCAGCGUGCAAACCGUUCUCUUACCCAGAAGACAGAAGUGCUGCAGCAAAAUGUAUCGUUUGAUGCUACAGAAGGCGCUCGUAAACCAUUCGAAACGACCGUCCGCCCAGCUGUUCUCGGCCAGCACACGAUGGUACAGUGGGGGCGCGCGAGGAUCCAACCUGCCACCGUUUCAAGAGGCAGGAUUCGGGAAGGUCUUGGUGGUGCUAUCACCGAUUCUUAUUGGAGGAGGCGUCGUCACCUAUGCUAAGUACGAUAAUGAAUUCCGGAAGACGCUAAUUACAAAUGCUCCCGCUUUGGAACCGGUCCUUAAGAUGCUUCUUCAGGAAACGAAUCCUCUAGAUGAGGUUACGAAAAAGAUGGAUGACAUUAGUAAAACCAUCGGGGAAUACACUUCGACCAUUACCGGCUUCUUUGGUGGCAGCGAAGAGGAGAAGAAAGCAGAAAAGAAACCGGACCUGCCGCCAGUCACUAGAUCCAAGUCGGUACACGUACCCGUUCCUUCACCACCACUGCCAAAACCGGAACCAAUCAACCUGUCCGAGAAGGUUGCCGAACAACCGAAAAAAGCUUCUACCAAGGAGUCUCCCGCAAAGGUGGUCAGUCCUGCUCCAGCAACAACAGCGAAAGUAACGGCAACGGCGAGCGAACCCGCUGCAGCGAAACUUUCCACCAAACCGGUGCCUCUGUCGGCGGCAGGUGAGGAAGUGCCGAAAUCGAUUAGCGAUUUGGAAAGCCAAGUGGAGGUGGCUGCGACCAUCGCCAUCAAAGAGUAUAACAAAGCGGUGCAGGUGCUGAAGAACUACACCGAAGAGGUGAAGAAAGUGGUGGAUGCUUCGGUCGAUAAGUUGGACACGUCGAGCUGGACAACACUGCGUAACCGUACCAGUGCCCGAGAUACCGCCCUGAAAGCGGCCGAAGAUUCUGCCGAGCAGGCGAGAGGUAGCAUCGAGAAGCUGCAUGCGCUGCUGAGCAGCCGAGAGAUCAAGUGCUCGGACGAACUCAAGGAUAAGGCCCGACAGAACAUUGCCGCGUACCUGGAGCACCUCAAGAAGGCGAAAGAGGAAGUCUACGCUGCCCGCGAUCUGGCGACGCUCGGUGAGAAGUACUGGAAGCGCGUUGAAGCGGCCCGCAACUACUUCGUGGACGAGAUGGAAUCUUUGUUCCCGGGCAUCAAUCUAUCCGAGAAGAAACUGAACCUAGCCAAGGACGAGCUCGACCUGUUCAUUUUGCACGCCUAUUCGCAGGUGAUUGCGCAUCAGAAAGAGCUGCAGAAGCUGCAGAUUGAGGGCGAUCAAAAUCUGCGACGUGCGCUCGAAGCCGUCCGUGGUUCGGACCAGAGCGAGGAAGUCAAGGCGCGCCUCGAGUAUGAAAUUGCGAAGGAGCGACGUGAGUUGAAUUUGCAGAAUCAGAAAAAACUGCUGCGUGCCCGUGCCGAGCUUGAGCAACAACUGCGCGACCAGGUGAAACGCCAAACGGAUGCCCAUAUCGACCACCUAAAGGAUUCCCUCGCGCAGAAGGAAGCAGAAAUGAAACGCAAGUUUCAACGUGAAUUGAACGAAAAAAUAACCACGGAACAGGCUUCCUACAAACUGCAGUUGGCUGCCAUGCUCGGUAAACUGAAAGGCAUUCAUAAGGCACUGAUCGAAAUCGAUACUGAAAUGAAAGAGCACUCUGAUGCCGAGAAGAGUGCACAUCAGGCGCAAGCCCUGUGGGGUGCCUGCCAAUCACUGUGGUCUUCGAUACGCAGCGGUCAACCCGGUAAAUCGUGGCGCGAUCAGCUGCGCCCGCUUAAGGAUGAAAUUGCCGCUGUUGCCCGGGCUGCGGAAGGAGACGAACUGGUCAGUGUGGUACUGAAGGCUCUUCCAGACACCGCACUAAAGCGUGGAGUAUAUCCAGAGGAUGCGCUCCGUGAACGGUUUAUCAAAGUGGAAGAGGUCUCCCGCCGACUGGCUCUCGUGCCCGCCGAAGGUGCCCGUUUGCCGGUGUACUUCCUGUCUUACCUGCAAGCUGCUCUAAUAGCCCGCCCUGACAACCCGAUCUCGCAGGACGAGCUGGAGAACAAACCGUUUGAUUUCAGCAAACUCGACACCUACGACAUUCUAAACCGUGCCAGGUACUGGCUGGAACGUGGCGAUUUAGUUAAAACCGUACAGUACGUUAAUCUGCUGCAAGGAGCUCCGCGGAAAGCGGCAUUGGAUUGGUUGAACGAAGCGAGACUUUUGCUUGAAACGCAACAAGCUGCCAGCACGCUAAUGGCACACGCCGCCGCCAGCGGUGUUCGAUUCCUGUAAGCUGGUCCGUCCUGUGUUGCUACUUGUGCCCUGUUUUCGAAAUAAGGAUGACCACCACGGUCGGUUCGGUUGAUUAGCGUGACAAAUGCGAAGAUACUUCGCGUUGAUUGUGUUUCGUCUGGUUACAGUUAUGUUCCCCUCCCUCAGCUAGCAAACUGUGAGUAAAGCAAAUCAUAUUCGGGUAUUCUGAGGCUUUCGAAGGGACAAAACUCGAUAUUUACAAAACUGGUUCAGCGCGCUCCCCCACAAUUGUAUCUAAAGUACAUAGAGCAAAACCCCUGGCAACAAUUGGUCUUUUCGAGAUUUAGAAACAAACGCGUAAUUGUAGAAAAUAUCCUUAAUGGUUAAAGAACGAACGCACCCGCACCUGUCUUGGAACACCGUUGGCGACAUGAAAGACGUAAGAAGUGCAAAGAACUUAUUUAAUUAAAUUGGUCUUGUGAAAUUGAUUUACCUUACCUUUAUUUCGGAAAAUAAAGCAGAAUCAAUGAGGAAA